Molecule: messenger RNA, 1103 nt
Organism: Dissoconium aciculare CBS 342.82
Lineage: Eukaryota; Fungi; Ascomycota; Dothideomycetes; Mycosphaerellales; Dissoconiaceae
Exons: 1
Coding region: 345-1076 (243 amino acids)
Source: RefSeq, a predicted model, not a curated record
UCCGGAAUCGUGUCUUCGUCAAAUUGAAACCCUUCGAUUGUCGCUACCCGAAUCGAUGCUUACUCGCCACGAAAUCAUCCGUGCUGUUCAGUGUUUGGUAAGCCGUCGUGCCAGAUGCACAGGCUGUAUAGCCAGUCGCUAAUGUGGUCAGCUCCAUCUUUCACGGCGAGGGAGCUGCAAUCUUGUACAAGUCCAUCCUCCCAGACCUUCACUAUUCCGAGGAUCAUGAACGCGCUCCUCGAUUUCUCUCAACGAUUGGCCCACACAACUCGGCUUUCAUAAGAUGCAUGCGAAUCUCCCUGGGGAUUUUGGAUGGAACGCUGCCUCGCUGCGUCUUCGCCGAUAUGCUGCAUAUGAUUAAGCGCGAUUUUGUCAACCUGGAGAAACUUAUCCUAGUGUAUCCCCUGCAGGAAGAGGAGAAUGAGUUCUACGCCCGGACGGGGCUCGAUCCAGGGGUCGUCCAAGCAGAAAGAAUAGUCGCAGUGGGUCCUGCACUGAGAUCCCUGCGUGGAUUGAGUGUAGUGGUCGAGAAAGCCGCGGCAACGUCAGCAUCAAAUGAAGAGCGCGAGCUUGUCCCUCUGGUCGAAUAUACAGACCUUCAGAACCCGCAACAACACGCUGAAGGAUCUUCGACAGCUGCGAGUUCCUUUGCAUCAUGGAGUCUUUUGCCAGAGAAAGUUCAGCGCAAAGUGAUUGAGUUCUCUGCGCUUCCACCUGAUCGGUUGAUACAUCCUCUUCUGGCGACGGACACUUUUCCCGAAACCAGAACUAUCAUGCCUCUACUGCUGACUUCCAAAGACACAUCAAGAGUAACACAAGAUGUUGUGUAUCGAGGUGCAAUAUUCGCGUCUUGUCUUCGAAAGGACAGGGCCGCCAUGUACACCUUCUUUCAAAAGAGAACGCUGCAACAGGCGCAGAUGAUCGAGAGGUACAAUAUCAACGGGCUGGACCACUGGAUUGAUAGACGCUUGUCGAAAUUUCUGAAGAGUCAUUGUCCCAAUGCGCGAGAUAUGGAGCACACAUUUCGGCACACCAUGAGCGUGAAUCCUUGCUGGAAUGUUGAUUGGGCGUCAUGACGUGGGUUGUUCUCCAACGGCUCAAAG